Messenger RNA from Prinia subflava (tawny-flanked prinia), 1661 nucleotides. It is a transcript of the gene CDC123, whose product is annotated as cell division cycle 123. The transcript is spliced from 13 exons. The record is from RefSeq and is a predicted model, not a curated record. The coding region runs from base 123 to 1130 and encodes 335 amino acids. Lineage: Eukaryota; Metazoa; Chordata; Aves; Passeriformes; Cisticolidae. Gene Ontology annotation, cellular component: cytoplasm.
AGCCGGGCCCUGUGCGCCGGCGAUGGCGCCGGGCGGCGCCCGGAGCUGCGCGGGAGGUUCCGGGCGGAGCGGGAGCUUCCGGAGCGGCCGGGCUGAGGAGGAGGAGGAGGAGGAAGAGGAGGAUGAAGAAGGAGCAGGUGGCGCACUGCCAGUUCUCCGUGUGGUACCCGCUCUUCAAAGCCGUCACCAUCCGCAGUGUUAUACUUCCCCUGCCAGAGAAUGUGAAAGAAUAUUUGCUGGAUGAUGGAACACUGGUGGUUUCUGGAAGAGAAGAUCCACCAAGUCAUGCUCAGGAGGGGACUGAUGAUGCAGAGGAGAUACAGUGGUCAGAUGAUGAGAACACUACAACACUUAAGGCACCAGAAUUUCCCGAGUUCACAGCUAAAGUUCAGGAGGCAAUAAGUUCCUUGGGUGGCAGUGUUUUUCCUAAACUCAACUGGAGUGCUCCAAGGGAUGCCUACUGGAUAGCAAUGAACAGCUCUCUGAAAUGUAAAGCUCUCAGUGACAUCUUCCUCCUCUUCAAGAGUUCAGACUUCAUCACUCGUGACCUCACUCAGCCAUUUAUUCACUGUACUGAUGAUUCCCCUGAUCCUUCCCUGAACUAUGAGCUUGUUCUUCGCAAAUGGUGUGAACUAAUCCCUGGUGCAGAAUUCAGAUGCUUUGUCAAGGAAAACAAGCUUUUAGGUAUAUCACAGAGGGACUACACCCAGUACUACGAUCAUAUCUCUAAGCAACACGAGGAGAUCUGUAGAUCCAUACAGGAGUUUUUCAAGAAACACAUACAGUAUAAAUUCUUGGAUGAAGACUUUGUUUUUGAUGUGUACAGAGACAGCAGGGGUAAGAUUUGGUUAAUAGAUUUUAACCCAUUUGGGGAAGUAACAGACUCCCUGCUCUUUACAUGGGAAGAACUCACCUCUGGAAAAAACUUGAAAGGAGACCAGAGUGAAGGGGAAGCAACAGAACAGGAUUAUCCAGUGUUCCGCUGCACAAACAGCAAAGUCACCGUCCAGCCCAGUCCCUAUCUGAGCUACCGCCUGCCCAAGGACUUUGUGGACCUUUCCACAGGAGAGGACGUUCACAAAUUGAUUGACUUUCUGAAACUGAAAAGAAAUCAGCAAGAUGAUGACUGAGGUACCCAAGAGCAUCACAUCGAAUUACAAGCACGAAAUGUGGCAUAAGCUGUAUUUAGCAUAACUAUUAAACUAUUGAUUUAAAGAAAACCUGCUUUUUAUAGUCAAUGAAAGAACUGAAGAGCUGUUCAUCCUCUGUGUCUGUUGGCUUAUACAAAAGUGUAGGGAAGCUUUUUCAGGGAAACACAAAAGGUCAGGGUGAGUUCUCACUGGAUUCCAGGUGCAAAGAAGCAACAGCCUGAGUGCAACUGAACAACUCCUUUCCAUUUUUCAUAAUGUGAAGAUUGAUGCCACUGAGCUACGCCUUUGGACUCCCCAGUGUAAAUAUGGCAACACCUAAUGCUUGUGCAGUAAAAACAUGGAGCAUUCUCUGAAUUUGGGCACAGUCUUGCUUAAUAUGUAGUCACAAAGAAAAAGGAAUGUACAUUUUUAUCUGUAGUAACCUUUGAAAACUGUAAAUUGAUUUUGUUUUGGGAGCACUUCUCAUCCUUUAUGUAAAAAAAAAAACAAUAAAAAAUGGAGAAGAGAUUU